Messenger RNA from Colletotrichum navitas, 532 nucleotides. RefSeq lists its product as uncharacterized. Lineage: Eukaryota; Fungi; Ascomycota; Sordariomycetes; Glomerellales; Glomerellaceae. The transcript has a single exon. The coding region runs from base 43 to 375 and encodes 110 amino acids. The record is from RefSeq and is a predicted model, not a curated record.
UUGUCUCUUAAGUUCCUAACGUAGAGUAUAUAUAGACUUAGGAUGUUGUUAGCUCUAGUUGAGUAUAUGCUAAGUAGAGGCUCUAUAUAUAUUUUUUGCUACUAUUUUUUACGCCCUCUCUUUACUUUCCUAAUUAAUAACCCUUUUAGAGUUUUAUCUUACCGUCUUUUUGACCGCUUCUUUUUGAUUAGACUUUUAUAUGCAGUGUAUAUACUUUUUCUAUAUGCAGUGUAUAUACUUUUUCUAUAUGCAGUGUAUAUACUUUUUCUAUAUGCAGUGUAUAUACUUUGCAUAUACACUAUACAUGCUAGGGAUAUGAGUCGUUUCUUUGCAUAUACACUGACACAGCCUUCCUGCCAGCCGUUGCGGAUCUAACAGGAGGAGCUAGGCUGCGAUAGUGACGUGAAGCGACGCAGUGCAAAGGUAAAGUGUAACAGUAGAGCAGUAAAAUAAGGCAAGCAAUAAACAAGGAGCUGAACGAUUGACACAGGACAAAAGCUAGGUGUAUGUGUAGAUAGUGUAUUGAGGUUGA